CACCUAUGGAUUAGAUGCUCGAGCUUCGCAAGCCGCUCGUUCGCUUUGCUGCGUUGCAUGGCGUUUAACUGCUGAGAACAGCUGUAAUGUUGCUCUGACAUGCGUGCGACCGCUUGCGUACUGCCUGACGUUUAAGUAGCAGUCUCCAGACAAGUGGUGGACGAUGGAGGAUCACGGUGUGGAGAGUCUGGCAGAGGUGUUCCGCUGCUUCAUCUGCAUGGAACGGCUGCGGGAUGCCCAUCUGUGUCCCCAUUGUUCCAAGCUUUGCUGCUAUGCCUGCAUUCGACGCUGGCUGACGGAGCAACGGUCUCAGUGCCCGCACUGUCGCGCCUCCCUGCACCUGCACGAGCUGGUCAACUGCCGCUGGGUGGAGGAGGUCACUCAGCAGCUGGACACCCUCCAACUGAGCUCGGCAGCAGCCACGGCCACAACCACCGGGGAGGCGGCCAAGCCCGGCUCCCCCGAGCCACGUGACCAAGAGCGUUGUCAGCACCACAAGGGCGAGAAGCUGAGCGUCUACUGCUGGAACUGCCGCCUCUGCAUCUGCCACCAGUGUGCCCUCUGGGGCGGAACGCACUGUGGCCAUGUGUUCAAGCCCCUGGAGGAGGUGCACGCGCAGCAGGUGGCGGCCGUGCGGGAGCAGGUGGGUGCUCUGCGGCGCCGCCUCGUCCACCUGUUGGGGCUGGUGGCACAGGUGGAGCGCUCCGUUGAGGCUGUGCGGCAGGCCAAGGACCUGCGCGUCCACGAGAUACGCAACGCCGUCGAGCACAUGAUCGCACGCCUGGAUGCACAGCUCAAGGGGCGCCUGCUCUCGCUAGUUGCUCAGAAGAAUGCCCUCACCCAGGAGACGGAACAGCUGGAGCAGCUGCUUCAGGCCGCCGAAGCGCAGCUCAGCUCGUGCUCGCGCUCGGAGCUCAUAGCCCGCUCGCCCGAGAUAGUGCGUCGGCUGGGGGAGCUGCUGCAGCGGCAGCCUCCCUGCUCUCCCCCGCUGCUGCUGCUGCCCGGGGGUGGCCAGGAGUUCCCUUCGGAGAUGGUGCCUCCGUACGAGUCGAGCGCCUUUUUGUUGCGCAACUUCUCGGUGCUGCAGCAGCGUGCCGACCCCGUCUACAGCCGGCCCCUCACCACCUCGGGGCUCACGUGGAGGCUCAAGGUGUAUCCGGAUGGAAAUGGUGUUGUGAGGGGAAACUACCUGUCUGUCUUUCUGGAACUUACAGCUGGUCUGCCAGAGACAUCCAAGUACGAGUACCGCGUGGAGAUGAGCCACCAGGGAGGUGAUCCGAGCAAGAACAUAGUGCGUGAGUUUGCCUCAGACUUUGAGGUAGGCGAGUGCUGGGGCUACAACCGCUUCUUCCGCCUCGACCUCCUCGCCUCCGAGGGCUACCUCAGCGGAGACACCCUUCUGCUGCGCUUCGAGGUGCGGCCACCCACCUUCUUCCACAAGUGUCGGGAUCAGCAGUGGUACCUGGCACAGCUGCAGGCACAACAGGCCCAGCUGAUGCAGCAGGUGCAACAGCUCAAGGAGAGGCUGACUGCUGAAAUAGCGAAGAACGAGGCGAGCUCCUACACCUCGGAGAAUGCUGCGGAACAGCCGGGCAGCACAGCCGAGUGUGCUGGUCCGAGUCGGACGGUGGAGCCGGACUCGCCCCAAUCGGAUCUCCUGCCUGCGAGCCCCCAGCGACAGCAGAGCACCUCCCUCGGGGCCACAGCUGCCAGCAGCAGCAGUGGCAGCCUGGAGCAGCAGAUUGCAGCCAACCUGGCCGCAUCUGUGGACACGCUCACAGCAGAGCUUUUGCAGUCUGGCCCACAGAAAGACGUCUCUUGCCGUUCCAAAUCGGUGUGUAGCAGGCAACGGUGGGCAUCGCGUGGCCUCGGAGACUCGUGCGAUGCCGACUCUUCGGGCACCGAGAGCAGCGAGUGUGCCAGUGAAGGUGAGGUGGAUGGCAGGGUCACUAGGCUUCAGGGAGGAUCAGGCGUCGGUUCCACCUUGGAUGAAAACGACAUUGACGAGGAGACCAUGUCCGGCGAUCGAGAUGUAGAACAUCAGCAUGGCUCCCGACACAGUGCCAGUGGCGGAAGCAGUGGUGCCAGUGGCAGCUGCUGUCACUGGUGGAAUCUUGGUGCCACGGGCAGCAGUGGAUCCGCAGCCGGAUCCAUGGCCGACCCUAGCCGGGAGGGCUGCUCGUCGGCUGCUGCAUCCCGUGAGGAAGACGACGAGUCUGUGCUCUUGCGCCUGCUCGAGCUGCAAGACCGCCGGGGUGUGGCAGCCGCUGCAACGCCGCUGCACCAGUGCCGUUCGAGCUGGAACCGUAAGGGAGCCUCUAAGGGCAAGCGGCGAUCUCGAGAGGGUUGUCGGCACCUGCUUCUGCUGUCAUUGCUGUCCAAGAGCGGGCACAGCCGGUCAGCCUCGGAGCCGGGGCCUUCGUCAUGCGAGAGCCAGGCAGCAGCCCCACUGGUGGAAGACAGCCCCCCGGAGAAGUCGGUGGCCACCAACUACUCGUCUGAGCUGGAGCCCAUCUCAGAGUUGCUGAACAACAGCCAGGAACUGUUUGCUGUUCCUGACGAGUCGUUUGCCGAGCUACCUCGCGUGACUUCGCCACAACAGCUGCUUGCUUGUGUCAGUGAUGUCUUACCAAGACAGUCAAAUCCAGAGCCAAAGCAAGCCAAGGACAGGAGGGGAUCGCAUGGAGAUGUCGCUGCUGCUUCAGGAACCGCUCGAGUGUCUACUCAGGGAAUAGCUGGCUGGCUUGCCACCCAGGACGGCCGUGGAUCUCCGUCCGCCUUCGUUGCUUCGUCGUCGGGACACCCGUCCAGCACGGCCCGUUCGCUGCCGGCUUCGCCGUCUCUUCACGGAGCUGCUGCCACGGCGGCAGCGACAGCUGUGGGAGUGGUGGCGGCGGCCGUGACCGGCGGCGGGAAGAGCCACGAAGGUGGCGCCAGCCGCACGACGACUUCCAAGCCUCACCACGACAGCACCCCCCAGUGAAAACAUUCCACUUGUUCCGGCACUCGCGUGUCAAAGCGUCACGCUUGCUGCCGUCGAGCCUGUUUGUUGCGCUAAUUCGUUUUCUUUUCUGUCACACCCGGUGUCGCGACAUGCUCUCGUGAAACGGCAGAAUUGGCCACUAGCGAAUCAACGGAUAAAUGUGUAGUGUGAGUGACCGGCCACCCAAUGCCUGCAAUCACUCUGAGGUAAUACUAGGUCACUCUGUACGCAGGCUGUCGAACUUUCAGCUGCGUGCAAUGCUCGUGAACGAGAUGUUGAGAGUCUGAUGUACCACGGAUACAUUGUGCUCAGGCCAGAAUGACGUAAGGAACUGCCGUCGUUUUGACGCAAAUAACAAUUCAUCUACUCGAUCGAAUGCUUGAACUGCACGCUGACCCUGCAAAUCCACAUUUGCUCGGAGAAAAACUUGAUGUUCCACAUUGGACCUCGGUGACUGUCGCAUGUGGCGUGCAUAAGUACGACGCGUUAUAAGAAUUACGGUUGAAUCUGCACUUCGAUGAUGGAGUGAAGUAGACAGAUCCAUUACGGAGCCAAACCGAUCCAAUAUACGAACAGUGGGAAAUGUUCAACCACUCUGAAUCGGCCAUUAUGCGACCGAUUCUCCUUUGCAAAGUGACGAGACAUGCGUCCAGUCAACUGGUUUAAUUUGCUGUAUGUUAAUUGAACUUCUACGUUGAGUUACAAUUGCAUUUUUUUUUCUUCCCCCGAGCAUUAAGCUGAUAUGUGACAGGCUAGCCAUUACGCAAUGCCAGUGCCACAUAAUGAGGACAAAAAGCUGAUGUUGCUUCACAGGGACAUUGAAGGUUACAUUGACUUCACCAUAGAGGGCUUAUUGGUAACAGCCAUCACGUGAUUUGCUGCUGUAACCAGGCAGCUUCGAUGCGUUAUGAUCCAGCCUCUCCGGCUGGCGUGACUUGUUAUUCAGAUUAGAACAGUAAGGAAGUGUGCGAUUGACGGAACACAAGAAGACACGCAAGGACAAGCGCAGUCCUGUGCACAGCAGAUAAAGCAAGCAAGUGAAUCUUGUGUCCGGGAUGAACAGUUGGAAUGGAAUCCAGUGAAAUACACUCAAACCUCGAUAUAACGAAUUAUCGGUUAUAACGAAGUAAACGAAGAAUAGCCUUGGUAAUGCACACAGUGGUUCGAAUAUACGUUUAUAACGAAUUUUCGGAUAUAACGAAGUUAUUUUCGUGUCAAAUGUGACUGUUAUAAUGAGGUUUAAGUGUAGGUGCGUUUAUGAAUGUGUGCAUAAAGCAUUAUCGUUUUUUGGAUGACUCAACUGCCUAUGUUUUUCAUAGUAGCCUGGAUUUCACAAUGUUGCCUUUGUUCAUUUGUGUGUGUAUGUUUGUUUUGGUGGGCUGUCUCAGUAGCACAGUGGAUGGAUCACCAACUGCUUAGAGAAAAGCCAAAGCAAUUGAGAGGCAGCUCGUGGGUUGCCUUUGUUUUUUUUUUUCUUGCAUGUACGUCCCUGUUUGUUUUGUUCAUACGUUUCAGUUUGUGUUCCAGUCAUUACCAUAAUAACGUAAAAAUAUACAUUCCUUGGCUAAAAUACUGCCAGAUUAUGUGUUUGUUUUACGUUGCAACGCUACGUUUAAGUAUAGUUUACGGAGAGCUGUCAAUAAUUGUACUAUAGAUUAAAUAAGACAUCCUUGUCUUUACUUCUGAGCAUCCUGUGAGCUUGUCUGGUGUGCUUUUUUCUAUGAGCAGAAGAAAGCUUUGCAGGAUUGUUUGGGGUAUGCCAUCUCUGCAUGCUUUUGUUGCUUGAUGAAAUACGAGCAGAACAUGAUUGGAGCACUUUUGAAUGUUGGCAAACUAUCGGAGGCUUUCUUGCGAGGAACUGCCGGGUUUAAAGGAGCCUCUGGCAGUCAUGUUUUCCUGUAGCUGUGGUUUACUGGAUGUGUGUGUGAAUAACAGGUGCUUGUGUAACGAGAGCUCAAAAACAGUGUCGUGUGAUGCAAAUGCUUGUGCUACUGCCGCAAGAUAGAACUGAAAAGGGAUGUCAAAUGUAGUGCCAACUACUGCCAUCUAGAAUCUAGGCGGUCACACUGGUGUCGGUUGCCAUCGUUGACAACUGGUUUACAAUCAGUGCGUCCGACGCUCAAAGUUUGAUACAGCUGCCUCGAGCGUUUUGAGAGUGGAUGUUGGAGUACCAGCAAGUAAUUUUUGCGACACGUGAGAAAAUUGCGUACAGCCAUAUUUUUGGAAGUGUGAAAGGUGUCUAUUUCAACAUCAUUGGAAUGUAUACAAGCAUGUUAGUCACGCAUUUGCAUGCUGUGUUGCAUAACUGUUAAAAAUAACUGGCUGGUGCAGUGAAAGGCUUACUAAGGUAUUUUGUGAAGCCCAAGAAUGAGCUAGGUUGUAGUGCUUCUGUGAACACGCUGAUGUGGCUUUGGUAGCUAGCUGCAAAAAAGAAAAAACCCAAAAGACAUAAAAGAAUUUUGUUUUCCAGUGGGGCACAGUUCUUGUAGCUAACUUACCAUGUUUUUCUUUUGCAUUCUAAGUUGCACUUGAACGCAAACAUUGACAGUUAACAUUAGGAACAAACUGAACGAUUCCCAAGAAGUCAUUCUAAAUGUUUGCAAAGAAGCUACUAUUCCACCACCUUUAUCAAAAGCAGUCACUGUUUGCUACUGACUGCUGUGUAGAUCUUUGUCAGGAAGUAAGUUUCAGUGUGUCUUCACUUACUGUGUGCAUUGCAGAGUAAAACGCACACUUCAGUAUUCACUGUGGAUGUAGUGAGAGUUGGGAUGUAUGUAUAUUAACACUGGAUUGAUGAGCCAGGUUACAUCAACGUAACUAUUUUCCUGGUUGCUUCGCAUUAAUAAUGCCAUUAGCUUUUGCUUAAGACAACACUUAGCACAUCUCUGUGCACUUACUACGACACUUACAUCCACAGCUAUUUGGCUGCAGGGACACUAUAGGAAAAAUGUGCAAUAUCCUGGAUGUGAUAACCCCUCCUUUCUUAAGGCACUUGUGAAUAUUUCCGAGUAUUCAAAAUGCUGAAGAAUGACAAGCAGUGAUGGAUAACUCCACUUUAACACUCGGGGCGUUCACAAUAUACAAUGCCACGGCAGUUAUGCAAGGAUAGGCUGAGUAUAUUAUGUAUCUUGUAAUGUCCUGGCAGUGUCCUUUUUACAGAAAGUAAAUAGCUGCAGCUUGCCUUUUGGGAGGCCAUUGCUUCAAGCUACUGCAGAGAUGGAACAUUUUAGGCACAGUUUGCAGAGAUGGUAUCUCAGCUGUACAGCGAUAGCUGCCAGUAUUGCAGACUGUGCUUUAAAACAUGAUGGGUAAAGCUAUGCUUCGAGUGAGCAUCUCUGUAAUGCAUUUGUGAAGGCUGGUCAGCAAAUGAGUGUUGGGAGGAACCAUCGUUGUGGCCAUGUCUUGCACAUAGGACACCCAAUUGACUGGUUGCUAUUAGUUGCCAGAUGAACUCUGGUGUCCACCUUGUUGUGGCAAACCUUGGCAUUGAUCUGUCAUUUCCAUUCUCUCGCCGCUCCAAGCCCAUGUAACCUUCGUGGCCUUUCUUGCAAGCCAUCUAGACAGGAAGAACUAUAAUUCACCAUUGUUGUAUGCACUCGUUUAGGGUUUGUCCCCUUCCCACCUUUGGCAACAUUUAGCACCUUGUAGAUAGAGCCUGCAGCUGCUUCCUUGAAGUUUAUGUGCACUCGGUUCUCGUUAAUGUCUCGUCCAAUCGAAUUUUGUUUCUUUGUAGACAGGUGUGCAUGUAGAUUGAUGUCUGGGCUCUAGAGCUCCUAUAAUAGACUAGAUUGUGGUAGCUCGAACUUUAUUCAAUCUUUAACACAUUCCUUUCAAGUUUAGUUGGGAUUUGUUGCAAUGAUAGUUACGGCCUCAAGGCUCAAGUCAUGGUUUUACGCAACAGAAAGGCAACAGUUCUACGUUAGGUAGGACCACAAGUGCAGCUGUAGAUUAAUUUCUGUAGUCAUUGUAAUGAAGGAAGCUACCUCUGGAUUGAGUUCCAUUCGCAGGUGCAGAUUUUUGGCAAGUUCAUGUGGCAUCCCAAGGUGCAACAGUAAACGUGGCACGCGUGAUAGAUGGCAGCACUAACAGUUGUUAUUUAUUGUAAUACUGUUUGGUGUGCCUAUAUUCGAAAGGCACACAGAACAUGUGAUGAUAGCACGCGUUUAACCUGUAGGCGAUUUUAUAAUAAAUGACAGUUGUCAGUGGUGCCUUUCUCACUGGCUUUGUUUAUCAGUGUCAACUCAUAUAAGGAGCAAGGUCUUGACUGCUUUCGAGGGUUCCAUGCUGUUUUUUUUUGCCAUUCCUGGGCCUGUGAGGCGUUCAUAUUGUGAAACCUGUGUUGUUGUAUGAUACGCUGAAUGUUAACUUAGUCUGUUAAGUUGUGUGCUUGGUAAGAUUGUUUAGUGUGUUCAUAGAUUACCGUAUCUGUUGUCGUCCCAGUCUCGGCUGUAUACGUUUCGUACCUGUAUCCACCAAGCAACAUUCCGGCUUGUGCUUUAUGGCACAUGAUUUCUGUAGUGUUUGUGUGCGUUUUCAUUUCAUUAGCUCCUGCAGUGCAGAGUAGUUCAUUUUUGUUCAACAUUUUAUGUAUUUAUUUCGCAGUAAUAGUAUCAAUAAAUAUUGUUGGUCCCACGUG
Messenger RNA from Rhipicephalus sanguineus (brown dog tick), 7619 nucleotides. RefSeq names its product E3 ubiquitin-protein ligase TRIM37-like. Gene Ontology annotation, molecular function: ubiquitin protein ligase activity; tumor necrosis factor receptor binding; zinc ion binding. NCBI's taxonomy places the organism in Eukaryota, Metazoa, Arthropoda, Arachnida, Ixodida, Ixodidae. The record is from RefSeq and is a predicted model, not a curated record. Gene Ontology annotation, cellular component: aggresome; peroxisome. Gene Ontology annotation, biological process: negative regulation of centriole replication; protein autoubiquitination.